This is a messenger RNA of Alexandromys fortis (reed vole), 5961 nucleotides long. RefSeq names its product UDP-GlcNAc:betaGal beta-1,3-N-acetylglucosaminyltransferase 5 (gene B3gnt5). The record is from RefSeq and is a predicted model, not a curated record. Gene Ontology annotation, cellular component: Golgi membrane. The coding region runs from base 2461 to 3594 and encodes 377 amino acids. Lineage: Eukaryota; Metazoa; Chordata; Mammalia; Rodentia; Cricetidae. The transcript is spliced from 4 exons.
AACGCGCUGGUUGGGAAGGACUGCCCGGCAGGGCUGAGCUUGGGAAACGACGCCUGGAGUGCAGUGACUGAGUAACAAGCUGGAGGCUCUCGUGGCGGCUCCCCUGCCGGAACCUGGACCCUUGAUCAGACCCGCCCAACUCGACCGGCUCCAACCGGCUCCAGCGGGGUCUCCAGCACAGCCCCGCCCCAGCUGCCUGACUUACAGGGAAAUUUAGUCUGCAAGUUUUCUUCUUGAGACCUUUUUCAGCUUCUGGGAGAAGAGCCGGCCUCCUGACUGGGAUGGAUGUUUAGGAACUUGGGUUUGUACUUGACUCCCAGAAACCCAAGUCCUAAGUGUCCGGACUGACAAAAGACCCGUCAGCUCUUAAGGUUUCUUGCUGUGAAACUAGGACGAUCUCAAAACUGCUGCUCAUUCGAAACCUACAGCUCGGAAGUGACUAAAUGAUGGUUGGAUGAAUGGAUUGUGAAUCUUCACCAUCGCUGCUCCUAGAUCAAAGUAUCCCGAGGCCCAGAUUUCAGGUUGCAGUAGAAGUGAUUCUUUGGUAGAAUAGCAAACCCUGAAGCAUCUCUGAAGUCACCCCCAGCAUCUUGACUGUGGCAUUUUCAGGACAAAACACCUGACAAAAUCACCUCAAGGAAAGAAAGGUGUGUUUCGAUUCACAGUUUGAGGAUAUCCAUCAUGGCCGAGAAGUUGUGGCAGCAGAAAGAUGAAGCAUGGUCCACAGACCAUCAUCCAUCCACUGUCAGGUGGCAGACAGAAGUGAACGCUGGACUUCUGCUUGCUUCCCUUUUUUUUAUUCCAGUGGAGAACUCCAUUCAUAGGACAUGUCAAAAGUUUGUCUCCUAGGUGCUUCUAGACCCUGAAGAGCUGACAAUCAACAUUAAUCAUCACAUUUACCAACCUUUGUCCUCUUCCUAGAUCUGUUGGAGUAGAAACUAUAGAUUUGUUCCAACUGAGAGUUUUCCUAGACUUCGUAAAUGUUGAUUGAUGCUGCUAUAAAAAAUUCAUCCAUCAAGGAUUAUCUAUUACCUCAAUUUAAGUCUCUAGAUCCUUUAUGUUUUGCCUUCACGGGCCUCCCUUACCUGAAUGAUGACAAAGAUAUUGCCCCUGUAUUAAGGUUAUUUUGCAAACUUAAGGCAGAAACCAGCAUCAGAAAUUAGUGUUUCUAGUUGUUUUUCUCACCUUUAGAGUAUUCAGUCCAGACAUGAUAAGCAUAUGGAGGGGUAGGAAGGCAUUGCCAUACUGAUCUGCUGGAGCGAGGCAUUCAGCCUUUUCAUAAUCAAGCCCACUAAUGCAUUAACAUUGCAUCCUUGAAUGCAUGCAACAUAAAACUCAUAUCUACUGCUUUCUUUAUACUCUUUGUUUUUCUUUUGCAGUUGUGGCUUCCUAAGCAGUUUUUGCAGUUUUAAAAUUGAUAUUCUACCAUGUUGUGCUAUGCAUGUUGAUUAGCUAUGAACACAGUCUCAAUGGAGCUUGCUUUCAUCUCCUUUUUUGGACAUUUCUCAUGACUAGCCUUUGAAGUUACUACCCCGACUAGGAGUAAUAGUGGGGAAUGGGAAAUAGAGGAGAACCUGAAAACCCAGUGGUCUGGAAGGCAGUGUUACAACUGGAAUUAGGCUCCUUCUUCAGGGUAUUCAAUGUGUACAAUCGUUUUUAUAACAGUAUCAAGGAUGGAGAUCACAAUUACAAGUACAAGGGUACAAAGCAGUAUUUUGCUCUGGAAUUUAUGCUGUUGGCUUGCAUUUAAAUUGUAGAUAUAGAGAUGAUAGCUAUUGGGAGGCUCUUUUUUUUUUUUUUUUUUUUUUUGGUUUUUUGAGAUAGGGUUUCUCUGUGGCUUUGGAGCCUGUCCUGGAACUAGCUCUGUAGACCAGGCUGGUCUCGAACUCACAGAGAUCCGCCUGCCUCUGCCUCCCGAGUGCUGGGAUUAAAGGCGUGCGCCACCAUCGCCCGGCUCUGGGAGGCUCUUUUUUAAGAGCAGGAAGAAACAAAGUUGUCAAUAUUCUGAAUAAAAAGCUUGUAUCAAGUAUUUUCCUCCAGUUCUAUUUUCUUUUUAAUUUCACUUAUUAAAUGCUAAUGGCACAAAGGUGACAUUUGGCUUAAGGGACAAGGAGUAAUCUUUCUCUUUAUGGUAAAUCAGUGACCCAUUCAUAUGUUGUCCUUUUCGUAGAGUCACAGUGCAUGUUCACAGGAAGAACCACAUGGAGCAACAACAUGAGGCCGUGCACAGAAUUUAAUGAGGAAUGCCCGGUGGACAGCCUUGGAGGUGUCAGUGUCGUUGGACUGUAGUGCUCCAUUCCUUUGCAAUCCCAGAGGAAUGUUGCUAGAAGAGAUUAUUAUGUGGAAUGAGAAAGUCCUAUCUUUUGUGACCAAUAUGUAUUAAGAAACACAUCUAUUCUGCAAAUACAAAGUGCUAUCGUCUUGAAGAAGCAAGCAGCCAUUUCCAACAGACCUGAGAACAUGAGAAUGUCUGUUCGUGGCAGAAGAGGCAAAAGACGGAAGUUUUUUCGGCUCUUUGCCACCUGUUUUAUAUUAAGCUUCAUGGUUUUCUGGGGCCCGAUCAAUAAUCACAUUGUGAACCAUAUGAAGUCCUACUCCUACAGAUACCUCGUGAAUAGAUACGGCUUUGUGAACGAUUCCCUGUCUCUCAAGCACAGCUCCGAGCAACCUCACUACCGAUACUUGAUCAACCACAAAGAAAAGUGUCAGUCCCAAGACGUACUCCUCUUAUUGUUCGUAAAGACUGCCCCUGCAAACUACGGCCGACGCUCUGCAAUCAGAAAAACAUGGGGCAAUGAGGAUUAUGUUCGGUCCCAGUUGAAUGCCAACAUCAAAAUUCUGUUUGCCUUGGGGACUCCUGCUCCACCAAAGAGAGAAGAACUGCAAAGAAAACUGAUUUGGGAAGAUGAAAAGUACAAGGACAUAAUUCAGCAAGACUUUGUUGAUUCCUUCUACAAUCUUACUUUAAAACUGCUCCUUCAGUUCAGCUGGACAAACAGCUUUUGUCCACAUGCCAAAUUCCUGAUGACGGCUGAUGACGACAUAUUUAUCCACAUGCCAAACCUCAUCGAAUACCUUCAAGGGCUAGAGCAAAUUGGUGUUCAAGACUUUUGGAUUGGUCAUGUUCAUCGUGGCGGCCCUCCUGUUAGGGAUAAAAGCAGCAAAUACUAUGUUCCCUAUGAAAUGUACCAAUGGCCAGCUUACCCUGACUAUACAGCUGGGGCUGCCUAUGUCAUUUCCAGCGAUGUGGCUGCCAAAGUCUAUGAAGCAUCGCAGAUGCUGAACUCCAGUCUGUACAUAGAUGAUGUGUUCAUGGGCCUGUGUGCCAAUAAAGUGGGGAUAGUGCCACAGGACCACAUGUUUUUUUCUGGGGAAGGUAAGGCUCCUUAUCAUCCUUGCAUCUAUGAAAAGAUGAUGACAUCUCAUGGACACUUACAAGAUCUGCAGGAGCUCUGGAUGGAGGCCACAGAUCCUAAAGUAAAGAACAUCUCAGAAGGAUUUUUUGGUCAAAUAUACUGCAGGUUAAUUAAGAUAGUUCUCUUCUGCAGAUUGAUUUACAGGAAUCCGUACCCUUGUAGGGCUGCAUUUGCUUAACAGCACUUGAAUACUCAUAUUCUCUGUCAUUGAGCCAAACUUGGAGGGGGAAAAUGUCUGUGAACAUUUCUCUACACCCUAAGUAAAAUGAACUGAAAGCAAAAAGAUCAUUUAAAAUCCCAGGGAACUAAAAUGUUUCUUUGAUUACAGAAACUAGUCAAUGCAACACCUAGUUCAUGGCUUAAAUUCAUUUCAAGGAUUUCAGAUUUUAAAAGAUUUAGAUCAUGAGCAAAGGCAAAAGUAAAGCAAAAUUCAAGUUCUCACUUGGUGCCACAUGUGUCUUUGAGGUAUGAAGAGCAAUAGGGAUGUCUUAGUAUCAAAAUAAUGAUUGUGGGAAAUGCCUAACAGAUGUAUAAUGGAGCAUUUCUAAGAAAUUAAUGUCUAUAGAACAAUCAUUCCAAUUUAUUUUUAUUAAAGAGUACUUGACGGAGGUGGGCAGAUGGUAUAGAAGAAAAGUAUACCAACCUGAAGAAAGUUUCAUUCUGAUAAGGACAGGAAAGAAAAUGUCUACAGUCUUGUUAUGGUUGAAUCACUUAACACUGGCAUUCCUAUAAAUAUUUAUCUAGACAGUUCUGGCAACAUUUAAAAUAUACUUACAUAGUUUUCUCUAAUUUUUAAUAUAAAAUUUGAGAAAGUCAUCAGCUCUGCUCUCACCAGGAUAAUCUAAAAUUAUCAAGCAGAAGUAGUUCUUGGCCCAUGAGAGCCUCUCUAAAGAGAAAUUUCUGUCAACUCCAAUAGGUUGGUUUUGAUUUAAUGAAUUAUGCCAUGGAUUUUAAAGCAUUAAAUAUUGGCCUUUGCUUAAGGUAGUUAUUUCAAUACUGCUUACAUAGAAGAAUAUAAUAAGGGAAGAGACUUCAAGAAAAGACAGGGCUAGGGCUGUAACUCAAUACUCAACAAGAAAAGGCAAAGUUGCAUAAAAAGACUCUUUUCCUUGUAACUUGUGAUAUGUUAGCUUGGAGUCCAAAUCACAACAGUGAUUACUAGAAACAGUCCAACAUCUACCAGCAAGGUCUCAUAGGCCACAGAUUUUGUUCCAAAUUGACUUUUAAUUUAAAAGUUUUUAAUAUGCUACCAUGUCUAAAUAAUUUAUUAUUUGGCUAAAUAACUAUCAGUGAUGAUCUUUUAAGUAUUUCAAACGUGGAAGCAGAGCAAGAGUGGUAGAGAAACUAACCAAACGAGGCUAAAAGUUUUGGUAAAGCUGCAUAUUAUUUGUAACCAGCGGUUUGGCAGAUCAAAUAAAUACACUGAUUUUACAAAGUAGGAUGAAAAAUGUGCUGUAAUGUCAACAAUGCACCAGCACAGAAAGGACUAAGUGACGUCCAUGGAUGGAGACAUGCAAUGCAAGCCAAAACAAUGACUUUAGCCAAAGCAAAUGGCCCAUUUAACAAACUUCAGACAGAGGCACAUGUUAGAGAAAAGCUCAGCUGUCAUUAGGAUGGUAUUGGGGGGGGAGUAAAACAAAGCAAAACAAAAAACAAAAUCUAAGAAUUUCUCAGAAUACACAACUAAAUGAUACCUGUGUUUUUGCAGGUAGAUUUUAUUUUAAUGUUUACAGAAAUCUUUGUGAAUUUUUCUACUAUGAUAUUUGAAGCUUGUUUACACUGCUUGGGUAAUUUCUUACUAACCUCAAGAUGUGGUGUUAAACAUUCUUAAGAUAGUUAUUUUUAGGAUAGAUUCAGGGUUUUAGAUUAUUAUAGUUCAGAUUUUUCUGAUCAAUUUUAAAAAAAAAAAAACUAGGAAACAAAGGUGUUAUUUGACAAGCAGUUUCAUAGCUAACCAACCCUCACCAGUUGGCCCUUUGAUAACUGCUGGCUUUGGGUUUUAUGUGCCCGAGUUUCAAUUUUGAGCUUUGAAAAGUUGCCACUGAUUAGAAAACAUAGUUUCCUUGUGGCCACUGAGGUGGUCUUGUUUACACUCAGUACUCUAUGAAGCAGUUAUUUAUUUGCUUGAUUGAGCUCCCUUGAACAGUGUUCAUCCUUAGAAUAGAACCGGUUUGAAGCUAAAGGAAUAUGAAGGUACUUUGUGUCUUUUGGAAUUGUUAGAUUAUUCCACCAACAGACCCAACGGCCUGAAAAGUGUGUAAAUGGAAUUAUUCUAGCCUUUUAAAAAGGAAGAAAAACCUUGGUGCUGAAAUCCAGUGUUGUUUUCAAAAUGAAAAAUAAAAUAGAAAAGGAAAACAAACUACUGGUCCCUUGAGUAAAAGAAAAACAUGUCUAUAUACAGUAUUAUUGCUAAAAAAAAAAACUUCUUAAUUCUUGAUUGGUUUGCAUAUAUUAUUCAGCUAUUAAUUUUAUACCAAAAUGUUUAAUAUUUAUAUUGCUUGAGUUUCAAUCUUAUAUGGCAAAAUAAUUAGAAGGUCUAAAAUGU